Messenger RNA from Fusarium mangiferae, 492 nucleotides. RefSeq lists its product as uncharacterized. Bases 1 to 492 code for a protein of 163 amino acids. Gene Ontology annotation, biological process: RNA polymerase II preinitiation complex assembly; transcription by RNA polymerase II. Gene Ontology annotation, cellular component: transcription factor TFIID complex. Lineage: Eukaryota; Fungi; Ascomycota; Sordariomycetes; Hypocreales; Nectriaceae. Gene Ontology annotation, molecular function: protein heterodimerization activity. The record is from RefSeq and is a predicted model, not a curated record. The transcript has 2 exons.
AUGGAGCCUCGAGCGCGUGCCGGCAAGAAUGUCGGCAAGAUGAACUUCAGCCAUGCAGAGUUGGCACAGCUACUCUACGCACACGGCGAUGUUCAAAACCCACUCCCAGAAACCGUGCGGGUACUCGACGAAAUCCUCACCGACUUCAUGCAAUCCAUCGCCUUCGAGGCGACACGAGCGGCUAAUUAUUCAGGCCGCCAAAAGAUCAAAUACGAAGACUUUGAGUUCGCGUUCCGUAAGAAUCCCGCGUUCCUGGGCAAAGUGCAAGAGGUAUUCGAGAAGCAAAAGGAGAUCAAGAAGGCUCGUGAAAUUUUGCGAGAUGGUGAGGACGAGAUCAUGAAGGAUGCUGCGGACGAAGAGAAAAAGCGAGAGAAAUCAGAUACAAGGACGGGAGGAGCAGUGGGAGCCGCGACGUCAAGGGUCGAAGAGGAGUUGGGUGAAGCUGACGAUGAUGCCGAGGCGGAGCUCGAUGCUUUGGGUAAGAAGCGUUGA